AUGUUUUGGAGGCUGAGGGUGAGCUACGUGAACAACAGGGAGGUGUACAAUGGGUCCGAGCUCAAACCUUCUCAGGUUGCCAACCAACCCCGCGUCCACAUUGGCGGGGACGACCUCCGCACCUUCUACACUCUGUAUAGUUAUCAUAUAUACGUUUUGCAGGUUAUGGUGGACCCGGAUGCGCCAAGCCCCAGUGACCCUAACUUGAGGGAAUACUUACACUGGCUGGUGACAGAUAUUCCUGCCACUACUGGGGCAACCUUUGGGCAAGAAGUGGUGUGCUACGAGAGCCCUCGGCCGUGGGUGGGGAUUCACCGCUUCGUAUUUGUACUGUUCCGGCAACUGGGCCGCCAGACGGUUUACGCGCCCGGUUGGCGCCAGAACUUCAGCACCAGAGACUUCGCGGAGCUAUACAAUCUGGGCCUGCCCGUCGCUGCCGUCUACUUCAACUGCCAGAGGGAGACCGGCUCCGGGGGAAGGCGAAUAUGA
This is a messenger RNA of Linum tenue, 489 nucleotides long. Lineage: Eukaryota; Viridiplantae; Streptophyta; Magnoliopsida; Malpighiales; Linaceae. The record is from the annotation of a GenBank genome assembly.